Pimephales promelas (fathead minnow) is the source of this 719-nucleotide messenger RNA. The record is from RefSeq and is a predicted model, not a curated record. Lineage: Eukaryota; Metazoa; Chordata; Actinopteri; Cypriniformes; Leuciscidae.
AUGAUGAUGAAGAAUAUGAAAGGAAGAUUAUGCUGAAGGGAGAAUCAGUCCCUCUAAACUCUGAUCUCACUGAAAUAAAGGAUGAUGAUGUGAUUCAAUGGAGGUUUGGAGAUGAUGAAACUUUAAUCGCUGAAAUCAAUGUAACGGCCGACAGAAUCGCUGUAUAUGAUGAUGUUCUUGAUGGGAGAUUCAGAGACAGACUGAAGCUGAACAAACACACUGGAUCUCUGACCGUCAUAAACAUCACUGAACAGACUGGAUAUUAUUCUCUACAGAUCAACGGUGUGAGGAAGAGAAGGAUCAAUAUUGUCAACUUUGGAUCAUUGACUCUGAGGUCAGCGAUGAAGGGAGAAUCAGUCACUCUAAACUCUCGUCUCACUGAAAUAAAGGUUGAAAUAUCAGUGAUGGAGGGAGAAUCACUCACUAUAAACUCUGAUAUCACUGGAAUAAAGGAUUAUGAUUGGAUUCGGUGGAUGUUUGGUGAUGAAAACAUUUUAAUCGCUGAAAUUGAUGUAACGGCCGGCAGAAUCACUGUAUAUGAUGAUUAUCUCGGGAGAUUCAGAGACAGACUGAAGCUGAACAAACAAACUAUGUCUCUGACCAUCACAAACAUCACAACUGAACAUGCUGGAGAUUAUAAACUGCAGAUCAACAGUAUGAGAGGAUAUUAUUACAGUUUCUCAGUAAAAGCUUUCAGAGUUUCAGUCUAUGGUGAGUAG